AAACAUCAUUGAAAGUUGCCUAAUCAGUGUGGUGGGUGUUGCCUUUCCGACUGACGUGUCAAGCAGCGGUCCUACUCUUUUACUGCUGCUGUUGACGGGAGGAGGUGGAAACAUCUCCGCUAAGGCUUUCACUCUGUUAACCUAUGAGACCAGAUGUUCAACAAGUAACUCUCACGGCUUUUUGUUUCACCUUUCUUUGCUUAUACUGUUGAUCGCGAGUGUUUUUCUGCUCCCCGAUGACUUCCUCUAUCUCAGCCUGGUUUUGGAGUGAGAGAUUUUGGCUUCCCGAAAAUGUUACAUGGGCGGACCUGGAGCGACCACCACCUGGUGUGGAGUAUCCCCGAGCGAGACACAUACUGUACGCCUUACCUCUGGCUGUCGGAGUUUUCCUUCUUAGAGUGCUUUUUGAAAGGCUAGUGGCCAAGCCCUGUGCCCACAUACUUCAGAUUGAGGCGGGAGUGCCUCGACAAGCUCAGCCCAAUGCGGUCCUGGAGAAGGUGUAUCUGUCCAAAACGACACCAGACACAAGGCAACUGGAGGGACUCCGCAAGCAGCUGGACUGGGAUGAACGGAAAAUACAGAGAUGGUUUCGGGUCCGUCGGAACCAAGACAGGCCCAGUUUGCAGAAAAAGUUCUGUGAGAGCAUGUGGAGAUUUACAUUUUACCUGGGGAUUUUCAUCUAUGGACUCCAACAUUUGUGGGUGUCGCCUUGGAUGUGGGACACCAGAAAGUGCUGGUACAACUACCCAUUUCAGCCUCUGAGUCCUGGACAGUUUAACCACUAUGAAGCUGAACUUGCUUUCUAUUGGUCUCUGAUGUUUUCCCAGUUCAUAGACAUAAAACGUAAGGAUUUCAUGAUCAUGCUUGUCCACCACCUGGCCACCAUAUUCCUCAUCACAUUCUCCUAUGCCAACAACAUGCUAAGAGCUGGCACUUUGGUCAUGUGUGUGCACGAUGCAUCCGACAUCUUCCUUGAGGCUGCCAAGCUGGCCAACUAUGCCAAGUACCAGAAGCUAUGUGAUGGCCUGUUUAUCGUUUUCAGCAUUAGCUUCUUCCUCACUCGACUUGUCAUCUAUCCUUUCUGGGUUGUUUACAGUGUUCUGGUUGAGAGCUGGGAGAUUGUUGGGCCCUACCAGGCCUGGUGGUUGUUGAAUGGGCUGCUGUUGGUGCUGCAGACUCUUCACAUCAUCUGGUUCUACCUCAUCGCUCGCAUUGCAAUCAAAGCCAUAUUCAAGGGAAAGGUGGCAAAGGACGACCGCAGUGACAUCGAGAGCAGCUCCGACGAGGAGGUUUAUUCCAAUUCCAGUAAAAGUCCCAUUCAGAACUUAAAACCAAAGGACAGCAACCACACUAGCAACCUAAAUGGAGAAACUUACGACCACUGAGCCACUUUAGGGGAUGUUUACUUUCAGUGUGGUUUUUAUUCACCUGCUGCGUGCCUGUGUGACCCACAUUGUCACUUUGACCCCCUGGGAAGACUUUUUUUCUUUUUCACCAAGAAGGAUUUCUUUCAAAUGAAGAGUGGACUUUGACAUACGGACUUAGCGCUGUCUUACUGAGUCAGGUUUACACUGUGUGAGGUUUACACCUGCUUUUUGCUUACGGGAGCAGACAGAAACGUGUGUGUGGUCUGUCUGCACCUCGCUGUGGGUGUGUGUGUGUGUUCAGAGAUAGAAAAAACAGCGUGUCAACACUGCUAUUGUCAAACCUUAUUUUGUACAUGUAAAUACAUUUUAUGAGUGAAAUUGGUAAUAUAUUUACAGCUGUAAAAACAAAUCACUGCAAUCUGCCUUAAUGAAUAUACAGCUUACUCUCCCGUAAGCUAAAUCUGUCUUAAAAUGCCAAAGAUUUCUUAUUAAAACAUUGUUGUACCAAAUCCUCUGAUGAAUGUGUAAGGAUUUUAUGAUGUCAUAAGUCAUGUAUAAUGAGUAGGUCUGCAUAUGAUGAUUAUUUAUAUUACUGAUUAAUCCAGGCAUUCACCGAUACCAAUUAUCAGGCUGUUGGGGUCCCAAACAGCUGGAUCGAUCUACUCAGUUCAAUUCUAUGUGUAUGAACUAUACAUUAUAUACUGGAAUCUGAAUUUCUGUUUUAAGUUAUGACCAAUUUUUUUUGCUGCAUUGAAAAUGUUUACACUUGAAUUCAUGUUAGUUUUCCAAAACAUUCUCUGACCAUUUGCUGGUGUACAAUUUAUUAUUUUAAUAAUAAAUUACAAUUCAAUAAAUGUAUAUCUAUGCA
Molecule: messenger RNA, 2235 nt
Organism: Centropristis striata (black sea bass)
Lineage: Eukaryota; Metazoa; Chordata; Actinopteri; Perciformes; Serranidae
Product: ceramide synthase 5-like
Exons: 10
Coding region: 237-1385 (382 amino acids)
Biological process (GO): ceramide biosynthetic process
Cellular component (GO): membrane
Molecular function (GO): sphingosine N-acyltransferase activity; DNA binding
Source: RefSeq, a predicted model, not a curated record